AAGCAUGGGUGACCGGAUAAAACCGCUGAAAUUUCUAAGAGACGAUUACCUUUCACUAGAAAUGGAUGUAGGAAAAGAAAUGGUGGACGUUCUUCCAAAACUGCCGGCCCGAAAGGAGGAUAUCUUUCUUACGUCAUAUCCAAGAUCAGGUUCGUUUACAAGUGACAGGGGUCUUUUCUCUAAAAUGUGAAACUCACUAUAAAUCAAUACAUGAUUUGUUUUGAUGUCUUCAGUCAACUGGGCCGGGGACAUUAUUAUGUUGUUGGUUUGUACUUAUUUGGUUCCUCUUCGUCACUAUGACUAUUCAGGGUAUUCCGAGUAGUUUUGCCGGCACAUUCAUACGGCAACGAUAGUAACAACGAAGGGCACGAUAAUGAUGUUGCAAAAAGGCUACGUUUGGGUUAAGUUGAGAUAGGAGCAGAAAGAAAUUGUGAAAGUAAUUCUAGUUUGAUUUGGGAUGGAAUAAGCCGUGAGAAAUACUUGGAUCACGGUUGACCCGACCCCAUUUCUCAAAGUUUUGCUUCUCCUUCGCCAUUUCGUUUUAUCCCUUAUGUCCAUAAGACAGUUUUUUUUUACAAGAUUGCAGAGUAACAAGAACGACGAUGAUACAAGCAACGCUAAAAAUAAAUGAAAGUAGCAACCAGAAAAAUUGUAAGGAGAGGAAUACAUGGCCGUUGCGCAGGCCAACCUUCUCGCAUGGUGUAGGUUGAGCUCGCUGUAAAUUAUCAGUUAUGUUUACAGGGCUAUUUUUAUCAGUACUUUUGAAUUAAGUUGAAUGAUUCCCCACAAACGAUUAAGCACUGACUCUCCAAGGCGCGGAAAAAUAAACUUUUUGCUUAUUAUUAGCUUCUCAUUAAUAGCAAUGAUUUAUUUUUAUGUAAUGCCUCAUUCGUUUAACAAAGAUUGAAAUAACGUCUCGGCUGCGAUCCACACGAUCCACUGCGAUCUCUUUGCAAAUUGUAGAAUUGUACAUUUUCUGGAACUUUGCGGGUUUCUUUUGUCAUUUUUCACAGGCUCCACUUGGACUGGGGAAAUUGUAUGGCAGAUUCUUCAUGAUGGUAAAAUAGACGAGCGACGAUUGGAUGAACGAAUACCUUUUGUGGAAGGGAUUAUUCUGCCUUUUAGAUCUUAUCCCUAUACUGUAACAGACCCCGAGUCCGCCAAGAAAAUGUUUACCAGCUUCUCUGAGCCUCGCGUAUUCAAAACUCAUCUUCCUUAUUGCUUCGUCCCUAAGGGCUCUGAUGAAGCUAACAAACCUCGAUACAUAUAUGUUGUGCGCAAUCCCAAAGAUGUGCUUGUGUCUAUUUAUCAUCAUCACCGCAACAUGCCUUAUUUAGUGGAAAUUCCUUCCUGGGACGAGGCGUUCAAACGUUUUAUCACAGGAGACUGUAAGUAACAUUCCCUUAGCCAUUCUUCAUGAACAAGGGCUUUAAGUCAUUAAGACAUAUAAUAGGUAUAUUGGUUCUACAACUCAGUGAACAUCCUUUGAUAAUAAAUUUCAGAAGAGGCAAACAUAUGACUAGUUCACUAACACGGCUUCCCGGUUGAAGUCCUAAAUGUAAUAACUGUCCUAAAUGUAAUAAAGUCCUAAAUGUAAUAAAGUCCUAAAUGUAAUAAGCCUCCAAUGUAAUGGUUUAACUCCUUCAGCGCAUUGUUGUUAUGGCGGACAUCCACAUUGAGAUGUUAAAGUGACGACUGUCGCACUAAAAAAAACCGCUGACCAGUAUUCAUGUCACAUUACGGGCUCGCUGAUAUCAAUCAGCGUCUUUUUACUUGCUAGACAUAAGAAAUAUCAGCAGUCGAAGUAUGGUCCUUUAAGCGGUUUAGAAAAUCAUUUCCAGCCCAAAGUGGGCUAGUGCUUGGCUGGAAGCUCAAUAGGAUGGAAUCGAUUAGUGCGUAAUCACUAGGACUUUUUGGAGAGGAAAUUGACUACAAUUGAUGUUGAACUAGCAUGCUAUUGUUAAUGUUAUCGUUCGUGUUAAAGUCUUUAGUAGUCAUGCACCAUUUUAGAGCAGUUUUAAUGAUUUCGUUGUGUCACAUUUUAAUCCAAAAGAAAAGCAUUAUUAUCAGUAGUGUUACUGAAAUUUUGCACAUCAAUAUUAUUCAUUGUCAAUUGAUUUUAAUGAAGUAUUUUGAGUUCAUUUUUAAGAAUGACUAUCUUGAUUUAUUCAAUUUUGAACCUGAGAUAUUGCAUUUGUAGCCCUCUAUGGCUUUACUGCACCUCAGUAAUCAGUUCAUGUACCAUAUGACUAUAAGUGGAAACUGUUGAGCUUUCUUUUUUCAUUCAUUUAUUUAUCUAUUCAUUUUCUAUCCUCACGGCGGGGAGAAGAGAUGAAGACAAAAAGUGAAAUAUAAACUUGAGAUCAUCUGUAAAAUAUAUGUUUUUUCAGUAUUUCGGUUCGGGAACUGAUGAACCAGUCAUUAAGGGGCUUAAGGAAAAAAAUGAACGAUUCAUUAGACCAUCAACUGACCAUCGUGUGUUGAAUGUUGUAGCUCAAUGGUUCAAUUUGACUUUUGCGUGGAAAAAAGGCAACAUGUCGAGACCUGUGAUCGUGAAAUGGGAUAAUAUAUGAUUUGUCAGUCGAUAUCUUGCUCUGUAAGUCACUUUAUCAUGAUAUAGCUAGCAGCAGGUAAGAUGAAGUGAAUCCUGUGUUCUGAUUGGCUACCUGAGCGGGCAUGAUGGGCCCACCCUCGCCCGCUCGGGAUUCCCCGUAUUGAUCCCAUGCAAGAAAACUUACAAAGUUCGUAACUUUUGGAAAAUGUCGGCAUAUACAUAGAAAAAAAUAAACGACCCUCUUGGGUUUAUUGUGCUGCAAACACAGUUGGCUUUCUCUAUCGGCUCUCGAAAUAAACAAGCCAUUCUUGAUUCUUAUCAAAGCGAAAUCUUUUGCUAUACAAUGAAUCUUUUGCUAUACAGUGAAUCCUUUAAUGACCAAGCCAAGAGAAUACAAACUCUCUUGACCAAGCUUGUUCGGUCAAGAUGACUGGAUAUUAGCCUUGUUCUUUUUUAACUUUUUAUGGACCGAGACGAAGUCUCGGUCCAUAAAGACGCAAAAAAAAAAAAAAAAAAAAAAAAAAAAAAAGGAACUCGGCCAAUAUCCAGCCAUUUUGACCUCAUGCUUGGUCAAUAACGCAUAUGAAUACAUUUUGUUCAGACCCAUACAAAUCUGGCAAGGGAAGACAGUACAAAAAAUGCUCUUCCGAGCCCGGAAUUUGUCUAACGUAUAAGUCGGUGGACUUUCUUUUCCUUGUAAUUCAGUUCAUGAAUUGUUAACUUCAGCACUGAUCACACAAGUAUAUCGUCAAAACCUGUUACACUUAAGAGUCUGAGCCAAUGAUAUAAAGAGAGCUAUUGAUCAGCGUUCUCAUUCCUUUGCGUCCGUCAAUUUGAUGCCAAAAGCACAUCAGUAUAAGGUUUUGUAGCCAAUGCUUCUCAACAUACGUCUUUAGCAAAUAAAAAGACGCUGAUUAAUAUCAGCGAGCCCGCAAUAUGCCAUGAAUAUUGGUCAGAGGAUUCUUUAGUGCAACAGCUGUCACUUUAGCAUCUCAAUGUUAGCGCAGUCAAACGGCUGCAUAGGAGGCUUAUUACAUUUAGGACCGAACGUUAUUACAUUUAGGGCUUAAUGUUAUUACAUUUAGGACUUUAUAACAUUUAGGACAGUUAUCACAUUAGGACUUCAACACCCGUAAGACGGCGGUAGAGAAAAAAACACAACAAGACUGCCAAGGCUGACACGUUUGAGAGCCGCCAUCUUUGAUUUGUACGAAGUAGAGAGGCAAUUACUCAAAACAAAGAUAAACAUUUUACUGGAAACCAGUAAGAAUUCGGAGUUAAAUCGUAACUGACAUUAAGUGACGGAUAAUGGAAGUGAAACAACUGGUGCGACCUCAAAAACUAAUUGAGAGUCCGUCGCGAGUUUUCAAGACAAAAAACCCGAGGAUAAGUUAAACAAGGAAAACAGUCAAAUAAACAAACAAUGAGAUCCCGAUUAUGUCUGACUGUCUGAUCGUCGAUUGGAAAAGGCACCCAUACCAUCAACGAAACAUAACAUAUCACAGUGAACUCGCAGGUUUAGAGUCUACCAAACUAUAAACUUAAUAUAAAUCAAGCUCUGGGAAUGUAAUAUUUCUGAGGUCUGCUUGGACGAAGGAAAUAUAAACAGCAAAAUUGUACGUUUUAAUGAAAGGCUUUUUCUUGCCUACUUUGCAGUUACGUUUGGUUUGCACUUUGAUCACGUGUUAGGCUGGUGGGAACAAAGGGACGACCCUAACAUUUUGAUUCUUACUUAUGAGGACAGAAUAAAGGUAAGAAAUCAUAGUCAACCGUUUAUGGAUCCUAAAGCUCUUGUAAAUGUAUAAUAUAACCCUCUAUUUCGCUUAAGGAUUAAGGUUUUUUAGUAUUUAAUUCGCCAGGGCGUUAAUCAGGCUAAUCUUUGUGCAUGACUUGCGGAUGUAAAAAAUAAAUAGAUACCAGAAAGAGAACUCGCGUAACCAAGUGUUUUCAAUAUUUUCGACAAUUUAAAACAGUUUAAGUCUUUAACAAUUAACAUGGAUUUGCAUGUAUGCAUGAUAAGAUUUUGUUUGUCGCCAUGCAGCUUUUCCUCUUACGGUUCUUUAAUAUGUGAGCAACUAAACCAUUUUGUAAAGAAACGUCGCUGAACUCCAUCAAGGCUACAAUGUUUCAGUUAAACCGCUAAAACUAAACCCACCAAAAUCAAAGUGACACUACGCGCUCGUCGUAAACACUAGAAAACUGUCGCACUCAGGAUGUGUUAAGACCGACUGUACCUGUUUCAAGGGAAAGUUCCAGCGAGUUUCAAUACCCAAAUAAAUGCAAAGAUAGCUACGUAUAACGUUAUUUUGACCAAUCACAUUGGAGAUCCAGUAAUUGGAGCAAACCACAGAAAAACCUGAACUUAUUAGCGUCAUUCUGCGAGAUUCGCAAUAAUAGUUAGUUAUAAAAUGUUAUUCUUUAAGGAUCCAGGAGAUGCUGUUGACAAGAUAGCAAACUUCCUUCGUAAAAAGAUCUCCCCUGAAACACGUGACCUUAUUGUCAGACAAACGUCCUUUGACGCCAUGAAGAGCUCCAGUCACACCAACUUUACUUGGUUUGAAGGAAUCAAGGGGGAUGGCUAUAUAAGAAAGGGUCAAGUAGGAGGAUGGAAAGAUUACUUCACUGAAGAACAGAAUGAGUUGUUUGAUAAGGUUUUCAGUGAAAGAGUUGGAGAUGGUGAGACUGCAGCUAAAUUAAGAGAACUGCUGUCACUGUAGUAGCCCCGAAAUGAAACAGAAAUUCAAAUUGAAAUAACAGACGCGCUUUGUUUAAUGAUUAUGUUUGUACGCAAUGAGCACCCAUUAGGAAUUUAACCCAAAUGUUGAUGAUAAAGUUAGCAGUAUGGGUUGGGAUUAUUAGAGAAGAUUUUAAAAAUGCAUGGACCUUCUAGGCUGAGGAAAUUUUUUGUUUUUAUAUCAAAUUUAAUUUUAGUAAUAACACGCAGAUUGCAUAAUGUUGAGCCUGUUUAGAAGUUUUGCCUGUUUAAGACUCAAACUCCCAACACCGUACCAUGCUUGGCCCUGUGAGAGAUUAUUCAGCGUUAAUUGAUUUCCGGUUGAUUUUUUGCGAUAAGUGACAGAUGAUUGAACAAUAGGAUCAUAUUAUAUAUUUAAAAUGAGAGAGACCAGAGCGUGGGACAGAGAACGGUGAGAGAGAGAGAGGGAGGUUAAGUUGAUUUUAUAAAAUAAAACGUGAAGUUUCGGAACAUAGCAGAUUCUUUAGUCUCAUUUCCGACACAGUGGCACCUCCGACGGGACGCGCGAAGCAUGGAGGAACUAACCAAAGAAGCAGAGGCUAAAUUGCAGAUGUUGCUGUACACUAAUGGAAAAACACGUGGCAUUGUGGAAAAGGGAAACAUAGGAGCGGUCGCGCGACAUCGCGGCAACCUACAAGCAUUAGUAAAAGAAGUAGACGCGCUUAAACUAAAGGUUGAACAGACCAUGUUCAAGGCCGGGAAAAGUGCAGAAGACGUUGGAAGUUGGAGCAGUAGCAUUGAAGAACCGAUCGCCGAAGCUGACGAAGAAGUUUCGCGACUAGAAAAAUGGCUCGUGGAGACGAAUGGAGAGAUCGAACAUCGAAAGCACAAGGACGAAGAAGAAAGGAAAGCCCGUGCUCGUGAAGAGAAGCUUAAAUUCGAAAGAGAGCAAAUGGAGAUGAAGCUAGAAUUCGAACGCCAACUGGAUGAGACCAAGGCAAAACAGCAACCUGUUGAGAAGGCCAAUCAGAUUGAACAAAGGACAACAAAGCUACCGAAACUACAGAUCACAAAGUUUAAUGGGACGUAUGAAGCAUGGCUGCCGUUCUGGAAUAAAUUUCAGCUGAAAUUGAUAAAGCAAACCUUGCAUCUGUGACCAAGUUUGCAUACCUAAAAGAGCUGGUAGAUCCAAAGGUUCGAGCGGAGAUAGACGGACUGCCUUUCACAACAGAGGGCUACGAAAGGGCAAAGAAUAUCCUCAUCGGCGAAUAUGGGAAAACGAGCGAGAUCGUGAAUGCGUACGUCCAGAACAUCGCGAAUUUGCCUGUCAUUACGGGAACACAACCUGCGCCUAUCCACGAAUUUUACAAAAAGCUCGUGUACAAUGUGCAAUCUUUGGAGACACUGGGCAAAUUGAAAGACGUCACUGGAAAUGCAAGGAGUGUGCUCGACAAACUAAAGAGUGUAAAAGCAGAUCUAGUGAGAGGACAAAUGGACUGGCAGGACUGGGACUUCCCACAGUUGAUAAAAGCUUUGAAAAGUUGGAAGGAAAUCAACCCCAUUGGGAGCGGCGCGGAUAAUGCGGGGAAGCAAGGUGCUAAAUUCCGCGAUCGCGAGAAAACAUUUCACGCAAACGAAACUACGCCAACACAAAGAGGGUGCGUCUACUGUGACGCAACUGACCACAGAGCUGUAAAUUGCGACAAGUUUGUGACAGUUGGAGACCGCAGGAAGCAAUUAGGACUGAAACAGCUUUGUUUUAAUUGCACAGGAAGUCGACACCGUGCUUCUGUGUGCAAAUGCCGUUCUGGCUGCCAGAUCUGCAGUCGAAGACAUCAUACAUCGAUCUGUGACAAACAUACAUCGCGAGACCAGCUGAUGACCACAACGAGCGCAGAAAGGAAAGGAGUGGUAUAUCCUAUGGUUACAGUUGACGUGAACGGUGUUAAAUGCCGAGCAUUGUUGGAUACAGGAGCCGGAAGUUCCUACGCUUCAUCAACGCUUCUGAACUGUUUACAUUUGCGCCCUAUCCGUCAACAAUUCAAGCGCAUUGAAAUGAUGUUUGGUACUUCAAACAAAGCGAUAGACAUCUAUGGCCUACAAAUUCGAAGCGUUGAUGGUAAAUUCACCUUGGAAGCUGAAGUAAACAAAGUCGACCGCAAUGAGCUGUUGACAUUGGAAAACCCAAAAUGCGCAGAAAUCGUAGCUCAGUUUUCUCGUUUGAAGGGCGUAACCACAAAUGAUAACGACGAGAAAGCGAUGUUGCCUGUUCAUCUGAUCCUUGGAACAAACGAGUACGCUAAGAUCAAAACAGGGGAAAGACCAAGAGUUGGGCGCUCGGGAGAACCAGUAGCAGAAUACACGAAGUUCGGCUGGACGAUCUUGUCACCUGGAACAGAGUUGGAUCUCAGCAACAUGUUGUUAACGCAGACCUCCGCAAUUGAUUACGAAGAAUUGUGCAAGUUAGACGUCUUGGGGUUAAAGGACAAUCCAAGUGGAGACCAGGAAACCGUUUACGAAGAAUUCAAAGAGCAACUAACUAGGAGUUCAGAAGGCUGGUACGAGACGAACUUGCCCUGGAAAGGAAAUCACCCCCCCCCCCCUACCGAACAAUCACACUGGAAGUUUAAAACAUCUCAAAAAUCUCGUGCGGAAGUUAGAGAUACAAGGCGAGCUGGAGAGGUACAACGACAUUAUCCAGACUCAACUGAGUCAAGGGAUCGUAGAACACGCUGACGAGGUGGUCAAGGACGGAAAAGAGUUCUACAUUCCUCAUAAAGCGGUCGUGCGCAAGAAUGCAGAAUCUACAAAGAUACGCAUUGUUUAUGAUGCUUCUGCAAGAGCUAAUGCAAGUGUCCCCUCACUCAACGAGUGCCUCGAAAUCGGCCCUCCACUACAGAACCAGCUUUGAAACGUGCUGGUACGAAAUAGGUUCUAUCCCGUGGCAAUAGCUGGCGACUUAAAACAAGCAUUUUUGCAAAUUCGCGUCCGAAGAGAAGACCGAGAUGCCUUACGCUUUCAUUGGAUAAAGGAUCUGGCAAGCAAACAAGUAGAAACCUUGCGAUUCACUCGAGUACUCUUUGGUUUGGCACCGUCUCCAUUCCUCUUGGCCGCAGUUAUCAAAGAACAUCUACAGCGAUACAAAAUGGUGAACCCGGAAUUAGUAGAGGAGAUAGAGCGCAGUAUGUACGUGGAUGAUUUAAUCAGUGGUGGGGAGACAACAGAACAAGCGUUAGAAAUCAAGAUGACAGCCACGACCAUCUUUGGUGAGGCGACUUUCAAGCUGCACAAGUGGCAUUCCAACGACCGGGAGCUAGAAGUUGAAACUGCGACUGUAGAUGAGGAAAGUCAGAGCUACGCCAAACAACAACUGGGAACCAGAAAGGGCGAAUCAAAACUGCUAGGAGUCCCCUGGGACAAAGAAAAGGACGAAAUUCAAGUCAGCUUCCCGAUUUCAACCGCUGAGCCGACAAAAAGAGGUAUUCUUGGAAAAGUCGCAAAAAUCUACGAUCCACUCGGUCUGGCUUCACCCGUGACCCUCUCUGGAAAAAUGCUCUACAGAGAUGCCUGCGACACGAAGAUCGCGUGGGAUAGGCCCUUACCAAGUGACUUACAAGCCAAAUGGAAGAAAUGGGAGCAAGGACUUCCAGAGCACGUGAACGCGCCACGAAAUGUCGUCAAGCAUUUAGGGAAGAUAUUAUCAAUCGACUUACACACAUUCGGGGACGCAAGCGGGAAAGGAGUUGCAGCCGCGGUUUAUGCAGUGGUGGAGCAACCAUCAGGCACGAAUCGAGGCCUCGUGACGGCAAAGUCGCGGCUCGCGAUGAAAGGACUCGCGAUUCCCCGAUUAGAACUAGUGGCUGGACAUAUGGCUGCGAACCUAGUACAAAAUGUGAAAGAAGUCCUGAAGGGUUUUCCCGUAAGAAGUGUCUAUGGUUGGCUGGAUAGCACAGUCGCACUGCAUUGGAUCCGUGGUAAUGGCGAAUACAAACAGUUCGUGGGAAAUCGAGUGAGGAAGAUCCAGGAAAAAGAAAUAAACUGGAGGCAUGUACCAACAGAGGAGAAUCCUGCGGACGUGGGGAGUCGGGGAGGAGAUGUUAGUAGAUUGACAGCUCUUUGGUGGCAGGGACCAAGCUGGUUAGCAAAACCGCAGGACUGGCCGCCAGACCUUGUAACGACAUCUACUCAAGAAUCAAAAGCGGAAGAAGUGAAACAAACUCGCGAGUUGUUUGCUCUAGCAGUAGAGAAAACAGAGAACAACGACGCCUUCGAUGCGCUGCUGGAGAAGUACGAGCUGUGGCGUGUGUUGCGAGUGGGUGCUUGGAUCUGGAGAUUCCUCCACAACAUAAGAACCGUCCGUAAACAGAGAAUCGUUGGUCCCCUUACAACUGAAGAAAUAUAGAAACAGACAACGUUCUGGAUCAAGCGAUCUCAACAACAAGCAAAGUCGAGCCAGAAAUUUGAAGAAGACCGUUUACAGUUGAAUGUGCAAGGAAACCAAGAGGGAAUAUUAGAGUGUAGGGGAAGAAUUCAAGGCCAUUACCCCAUCUUUCUGCCAGACUCUUUGCCCUUCACUCGCAAGUUAGUUCACCGAUCACAUGUCGACACACUGCACGGAGGAGUGGCCCUUACCAUGACCAAAGUGCGAGAGCUAUACUGGGGCACUCGUAAAACAAGUUCUCAGAGCAUGUUCAGGCUGCAAGCGUUUUCAGGCCAUGGCACUGGCAACGCCGCCUCCCGGACUCCUACCCACUGACCGCACAGAGGGGAGCACCCCAUUUGAGGUUAUCGGAGUCGAUUUUGCAGGGCCCAUCAAGUACCGUAUCAGAGCCAAAACAGAAGGAAAGGCCUAUCUUGCAUUGUACGCGUGCAGUCUUACCCGAGGAUUAUUCCUGGAAGUACUACCAAACCUGGCAACCAGUGAAUUCCUAAGAAGUCUAAAACGGCUCAUCGCGCGCCGUGGGCGUCCGAAGAAGAUAUAUUCCGACAGUGGCAAAACCUUUGUUGGCGCCGAGAAGUGGCUCAAACAAGUUAUGCGUGACGAGAAGACACAAGAUUACUUAGCACAUGAGAACAUCAAGUGGCAAUUCAACCUCAGCCGCGCCGCUUGGUGGGGAGGACAGUUCGAGCGCCUCAUCGCACUGGUAAAAAACAGCUUUAAACAAGACUAUCGGAUGCGGAAUGUUGACCUGGACAGAGCUGUGUGAAGUGAUACUGGAUGUGGAGAUUGCUUUGAAUAAUCGCCCUUUAUGUUACGUCGAAGACGACAUACAGUUAUCCGUGCUUACCCCUAACUCACUGCUAUUUCUUCGAUCAAACCAGCUACCAGAACUGGAACCACACCAUCUAAGAGAAUUUGAUCUGCGUAGAAGAGCUAAAUAUUUGCGAAGGUGCAAGCAGGCUUUGUGGACCAGGUGGACUACCGAAUAUUUACGAGGGUUGAGAGAACGACACCGGAUGAAACACAAGGGUCAAACCACGCCCUUGGCCAAAGGAGAGGUAGUCAUCAUCAAGGACGAGGAACGAAAUCGCAAUAAAUGGAAAAUUGGAAUCGUAGAAGAUCUGAUUUCGGGACGAGACGGAAUCGUUAGAGCUGCCAAACUUCGAGCGGGGAAAGGAACACUUGAACGGGCGGUACAACACCUUUACCCACUGGAGCUGUCCUGCGAUCGGGAGAAUGUACAGGCUCCUCUACAGCUCAACCCCGUAGCCCCGACAUUCAGGCCCAGGAGGGAUGCAGCGGUAGCCGCUCGUUAUCGCAUUCAAGAUGCGAACAUUGAUGCUGAUUAGAGAUAUUUAGGAACACUGAACUGAUAUACUGGACUAAUUUUCUGUUUCGUUCAUUGAAUUUCAAAUUUCAUCGAGUGCGCCAUUCUAGCGUUUUUUCUCCGUUGAAAAAACAGCUUGGCCCUGUGAGAGAUUAUUCAGCGUUAAUUGAUUUCCGGUUGAUUUUUUGCGAUAAGUGACAGAUGAUUGAACAAUAGGAUCAAAUUAUAUAUUUAAAAUGAGAGAGACCAGAGCGUGGGACAGAGAACGGUGAGAGAGAGAGAGGGAGGUUAAGUUGAUUUUAUAAAAUAAAACGUGAAGUUUCGGAACAUAGCAGAUUCUUUAGUCUCAUUUCCGACAGCCCCACAUUCCCUUCCGGUCUAUCGAUUCUAAAUCCAGCCAACCCACUAGUGCAACAGCAACAGAGUACGACGACGACAGGUGACAACAAAGGUGUAUUGAUUUCAGUAUAAUAAAUGAGAAAUACAUGGGCAUUGGUAAAAGUAGUUUUUGUUUCAUAGUAUUUGGGGCUUCACCUGAAACGUUCUCACAUAUACAAACAAACGAACAAAAGAUAAAAGAAAUAAAAUGAAAGCGUAAUGAUUAGAAAAAAAAUUCACUCAAUGAUGAUGAAAUACAUUGGAUUCUUAUUGGGUGUAUCCCACUUGACAAUGCAUCGCUGAUUGGGUUAAUUAAUUGCUGUCGCAUUUGAGAGACUUAGUCCUCAGAGAAAGGCUUUUUUUUCUCACAACGACCGUUUCUGAGAAACCAGAGUUAUACCGCACGUAUAUGGGUUCAAGACUGAUGAACUGAUAAGUGAAAACUGAUGCUAAUAUUUGUAUCUGAUGUUAUAGUUACGUACUAGGUCCGGAGGAAUGCGACACGGCUUUGUUCGAAAAGAUCAAGUAGGAAGAUAUAAACAUAACUUUGUCGGAAAACAGAACAGUUUUUUUGAUAAGGUGUAGGUUAAUCAAGUUCAUUUACAAAUAAAAAUUUGCCACCAACAUGGAUGUAUGCGUGGAAUUUCAUUAAAGCGGAGGUGCUUGUGAGUUUCAAUUUUCUUCCAAUCGAGGGAUAACUUAUCUUGUUUCAACUUUGAUGGUAGGGAAGAGAGUAAAGUGUGGGAAAGAGGAGCCCAGUUCACUUGCAAAAUUCUUGAGGAAGGCUGGUGCAAUAACACUAGUACAGAUUAUUUAGAAAAGUAAAUUAUUAACUGAC
This is a messenger RNA of Pocillopora meandrina, 12233 nucleotides long. NCBI's taxonomy places the organism in Eukaryota, Metazoa, Cnidaria, Anthozoa, Scleractinia, Pocilloporidae. The record is from the annotation of a GenBank genome assembly.